Messenger RNA from Aspergillus sclerotioniger CBS 115572, 1895 nucleotides. RefSeq lists its product as uncharacterized. Lineage: Eukaryota; Fungi; Ascomycota; Eurotiomycetes; Eurotiales; Aspergillaceae. The transcript has a single exon. The coding region runs from base 244 to 1743 and encodes 499 amino acids. The record is from RefSeq and is a predicted model, not a curated record.
CCAGACCACAUAUAUAGGCCGCAAAAGCUUGGCCUUGGUCCAGUAUGAAAUCAUCAACCAUGGGUGUUCAGGGAACUGCGCCGAAGAAGCGGACUCGGGUCAGUCACACCAAGGUGCGUACUGGGUGUCGGACAUGCAGGUACAAACUCACCUUGAUGGCUACUGUAUAAGGACCCCGUUUGUUAACCUGGUCCGUGUAGGAUACGCCAUAAGAAAUGUGAUGAGACCCGGCCCAUCUGUCUCAUGUGCAGCAGCACUGGACGUAUCUGCGAUGGAUACCAGCAGACUAUCGACAGAAGAACCCGUGCCUCCCGGCUCCGCCUCUUGUCCACAUCACCGUCAUCAGUUAGCGACACAUCAUCCACCGUGAGCAUGCCGUCCCUAGCGUCGGAUCUGAUCCUGCACACCAAUCAGAUCGACCUGACCCGGCAGGAACGUUGGUAUCUUGACUUCUUCCGUCGGAGUACUGCUUUCCAAUGUUCCGGUUACUUCGAUGAUGAUUUCUGGCUGCGUCUAGUACACCAGGUCACAGAGGCUGAGCCGGCAGUCAGGCAUGCUGCCAUCGCACUAAGUGCUCUGCACUGCAACUUCGAGCGGACCAGCACCGGGCAGGGUACCGUGGACAGCCGCCUUCCUCUCCAGCAAUGUGUCAAAGCCAUCUCCUCCCUGCGACAGCAGCUAGCUGGGGGAGGACUUCCAUCGCGUAUCAACAUGGAAAUUACUCUAGUGACCUGCGUGCUUUUUGUCUCGUUUAUGUUCCUCCAAGGGGACACCCAUUCAGCCUGUUGUCAUUUGCGUGGCGGCCUUAAGCUUCUGAAGGAAUGGAAAGGCACCGACCUAGCCGGGUAUUCCACUACUGGUGCGGUAUUGAUGAAGGUAUUUGCUCGUCUGCAACUACAAUGGUCGACCUUUGCGGACGACGUAUUUAUCGAAACGGAGAAUGACCGCUUUGACGUUCCAUACAUGGAAAUCAACGACCUCAGCCUGGAGGAACCCACCGACAACUUAGAAAAAGCAGGUAACCUGCUCGUCAGUCUAGGUCGGCUCGUUCUAGCCCCUCGUCCUUCGGGCGUAACCCCGCCAGGUUACUGUACAGUCCUAGACACCAAACGAAUGGUCAUCCUCAACAAACUUCAACAUUGGACCGCCGAACUCGACACCUCAAUCACAUCUCGCGGAAGCACCCUGCUGCUACGAGAUAAUACUGUUCUCACAGUACUCAAGCUGUGGAGCGAAAUCAUCUACAUCAUGGCGGCAACCGAGAACCGGCUAGGGGGGAGCGAGACGCGAUUUGACGCCUUUCACAUCAACUUCGGAAGAGCAGUCGCGCUUGCUAAAAUUCUCCUGUUAGCCACACCUGAUCAAUCAGUCAUGCCGAGUUUCUCUAUCGGAAUGGGCAUCAUCCCUCCCCUUUUCUUCUGCGCCUUCAAGUGCCGAGACUGGUACAUCCGCCGGGAAUCGUUACAGUUGCUACGCAGCUGUCAAAGACAAGAAGGUCUCUGGACGACACCCGGAGCCGUGCUCGUUCUAGAAAGGAUCAUCGAGAUCGAAUCGAAGGAACUCAUGCCGGGAGACCUUGUGCCCGAAUCCCGACGUAUCGACUCCAUCCACGUGAACAUCCUUCCGGAUGACAACAAGAUCGGGCUAUGGUACCGCCGAUCAGGCAUGAGCCUGCACAAUGGACGCGUGGAUGCCACCUCCGGGGUCUGGGAGAAGGCCUUGCUAGACUACCAAGUUGGGUGACACCGGCUCUCAGGUUUGGGUUGACAACAACCACUGGGCGGAAUAUUAUAAUAUACCUUGUACUAGAUACCAAUUUGAUUUUUGCGUUUGUUCUUAUCUUGCUCCAAAUUACUGGCUUCCUAUUUAGAUAAAUAUCACAUCUAAUCAUUCAC